GGGGGAGCUUCAGUGUAGUGAAGCUUCAUUUAAUGGAGAGUAAUUGGUAGCUUAGCUCACUACAAUUUCUACGUAGCUUGCCCAACACUGUGUUCAGUCAUGUCAUUGUAGCAUUAGUAACCAUAGAGUGGUGAUUCUUCUCAUAAUAUAUAGUUGACUGAUUCAACAAAAAUAUCUCCAGAAACGUUUAUCUGUAUUAAACCGAUGACCAUCUCAUAUCUCAUAUUUAUUUGGAGCGAUAAAGAGAUGAGAUAGGUCUUCUUCUUCUUCUUUUGAGUUUUAUGGCGGUUGGCAUCCAUAAGUGUGCAUUACCACCAGCUGCUGGACUGUAACAGCUUCACAGUGUAAACUCUUUCCAGUGUGCACCCAAAGUGCUCCCGUGCCACAGUCCAUUCUACAACCCAGACCCAGCUGUCCGAGUCGGUGCUUCUCCUUCCCUCAACGUAACAUCUGGAUCUUCUCCAGAUGUGUCCACAACAUUCGAGAACCUUCUUGCAGCGUCCAGCACCAUCUUAAUCCUUUCCCACUUCCCCUUUAUUUCAGCAGCACAGUUUAUAACCAUGGCAACGAAUGCCAGAAAUCGUUUCUUGUCCAUACUGAUGCUCUGAUCAUCUCCAUUCCCUUUCUGCUCCUUUUCCUUUUGCACUGCCGCCAUUUCACCGUUCCUCUGCAUUCUCCUAGCAGCUGCAGCGUGUGACGAUCCCUUUUCUGCUCUGAUCUUGUUAAUUUUUACUUCCUUAAUUCUUUUUGGGCUCUGUGCUGAUCCCGUAUGGUGGUUUCCCCUCACAGUGCAGACACUUUGCACUCCUCCACAUUACAGUCAUCCUUCCCACAUCUCCCACAUCUCCUGCCUCCUCUUCAUCCUGCAGCAACAGCAGAAACACCUGAGAGGAGCUCUCUCAUACGGCCUCGCCCUGUAACACACACAAUCCAGAUCCACUCUUUCCGGCAACUCCCCCUCAAACAUCAAACACACCGAGUUACUGUCCUCCUCCUCCCCUUUUCUGAAUCUUGUCAGCCUUCUUGCCUCACACACACCUUUAACCUCCUGACAUGACUCGUCCUCCACCGUCAGCGGCAAGCCGCUUACUGCCCCCUUCUUCACUUCUGCUCCGAGUGGAAGCAGUCCACACCGCUGUGAUCUCCAAACGCACAGUCCGUGAUGACCACCCCACUUCCUGUUAUCCUGCCCGACCUCAUGUGGAUCCUUGAAAAUCCCGUCUGUUUGUAUCACAGAUACCAUCCCAACAAGACACGUCUGCUCUUUCUUCACCGUCUGACUGGAAUCACUUGCAUUAUUGCUCUUCUUUCUUUUCUUUUUCUUUUCAAAUCCUCUCGAGUCCUCGUUUCCAAUUUCGCGCUCCAUUUCCUCCUCCUCCUCCUCCUCCUCUCCGUUUUACUGUAAAUAUUAGUUGAGAUGAGCUAGGUAGACACGUAAAACGGUGAUGAAUAUUAAUAGCCAAAUACGCCGUUUCCAUGGUAAGACGUCAUCAGCACUCGACCAAACACAGCGGUCUAAAGGCGCGUUCAAAAGUCUUUUCAAAAACUCGUUUUAACGGAGAGUUAUGGACAAAUGUUAACAUUAAGUAUGACUUAGGGCAGCGUUAUAAAGGGGUCUGUGUGUUGCUGCUGCCAUGACACAAUCAGUUGUUGUCCAAGUUGGACAGUGUGGCAACCAGGUUGGCUGCAGGUUUUGGGACCUUGCUUUGCGAGAACAUGCCCAUGUCAAUAAAAAAGGAUUGUAUGAUGAGGCCCUCAGUAGCUUUUUCCGAAAUGUGGAUUCAAGGAAAAGUGAUGGGGGAGCCUGUGUCGGUGGGAGAAUCCAACAUCUGAAGGCCAGGGCGGUGCUGGUGGACAUGGAGGAGGGUGUGGUCAAUGAGAUCCUGCAGGGCCCAUUGAGAGAAGUGUUCGACAGCACUCAGCUCCUCACAGACGUGUCAGGUUCAGGCAACAACUGGGCAGUUGGACACAUGACGUAUGGCUCAACCUACAGGGAGCAGAUAGUGGAUAAACUGAGGAAGGCAGCAGAGCACUGUGACUGUCUGCAGUGCUUCUUUCUCAUUCACUCUAUGGGAGGAGGUACGGGCUCUGGCCUGGGGACCAGAGUCCUGAGCCUGCUGGAGGAGGAGUUCCCUGAGGUGUGUCGAAUUGUCACCUCCGUCUAUCCGUCUUCGGAGGAUGAUGUCAUCACCUCUCCCUACAACAGCGUUCUGGCCAUGAGAGAGCUCACUGAGCAUGCUGACUGUGUCCUGCCUGUUGAAAACCAGUCGUUGGUCGACAUUGUGAACAAGAUUAAGCAUAUGUCUCAUGGUGGAAAGCCAGGGUCGGUGAUCAAGAGAGACAGCACCAUCAUCUCUGGGCAGGGCGGGCUCAGCGGGGCAGAGAAGCCCUUUGAUGCCAUGAAUAACAUUGUGGCUAACCUGUUGCUCAAUAUUACCAGCUCAGCUCGUUUUGAGGGAUCGCUCAACAUGGAUCUGAAUGAGAUUGCCAUGAAUCUGGUCCCCUUCCCUCAUUUACACUACCUGGUGCCCAGCCUCACCCCUCUCUACACAUUGGCAGAUGUCAGUGUCCCCACCAGAAGACUGGAUCAGAUGUUCAGUGAUGCCUUCAGUAAAGACCACCAGCUAAUCCGAGCUGACCCGAAGCGCAGCCUCUACCUGGCCUGCGCCCUCAUGGUCAGGGGCGACGUGCAGGUGUCCGACCUCCGCAGGAACAUCGAGAGACUCAAGCCUUUGCUGCCCUUUGUCUCAUGGAACCAGGAAGGCUGGAAGACGGGCCUGUGUUCAGUGCCUCCUGUGGGCCACUCCCACUGCCUGUUAGCCCUGGCUAACAACACCUGUGUGAAGCCCACAUUCAUGGAGCUGAGAGAACGCUUUACCAAGCUCUACAGGAAGAAGGCUCACUUACACCACUACCUGCAUGUAGAAGGGAUGGAGCAGAGCUUCUUCUCAGAGGCCAUCAACUCUCUCAGCUCACUGAUUGAAGAGUACCACCAUCUGGAUGCCACCAAGGGGAGACUCAUGCCCGACGCACCCAGACUCAGCAUCGCCAGAUGAAGAUUUCUUGAGGCACAUCACCACUGCUGAGGAGAAAAACCAAAGUACGCAUAUGUUUCAGUCCUGAGUCUGUCACAGCAGGGCUCGUAUCCUGUGUCUUUGUCUCUGGACUUCUUGGACGGAUCCGUUAGAGUAACCGCAGGUCAGAAAACAUGUCACCUGGAUCAUUGCACUUCCUCUGGCACACGCAGGACAUUAUCCACUGCAUCUUCCACUGUAUGGAGCCUCCCUUGCACGUGAAGUUGACCUUGAUCAUGCGUGACUUGUUGGGGACACAGCAGCGCUUGUCCGUACAGACGCCGCAGUACGUGGGCUUAAACUUCUUGGUACUGGUGCAGCCCGAGAGUGUGAGCAUCUCCGCUUUCUUUGCUUGGAAUUUAGGACGGCAUGUCUUUCCUUUUGGCACCUAAUGAGGGGAAAACAGUGAUUUUAUUGGUACAUUUUCUGAUUUUAUAUAAAACUGGGUCAAUACUUGAAUAGAAUUUGACUAACUUGUCACCUUAACACCGUUUAUCACGCUUUUCUCACACGGCCGCAGUAGACACAGGCGUCUGUCCUUCCUCAUCUCACAUUUGCUGUUGUCGUUGUUGACACGCACAGAGAUGCCCAGGCCGCAGGUUUUGGAGCAGGGGCUCCAAGGGGUGGUCUGGAUCAGACAGUUCUUCUUCCAGGCUAAAGGAGGAUCCCUGUAAGCUUUCAGUAUUACAGUUAAAGGGCACUGUGUCAACAACACCCUACACAAAGAACUAGUCUGCGUGCCACCGUACUGCCAAGCAGAGCACAGAUCAGAAUCAACCGAAAGACCCCAGAUACCUGGUCUCACCCACCACAAGGGAAUUCAUUUUCUGCCACCAGUUGUAUCAGCUCCUAAAAAUGUCUCCUUUAAGCUGUACUUACACAACUUAGUACUGUAGCUAUACCAGACCAAUUGCUUUUCAACGAAAGCCUACAUUGCAGCACCAGAUCAUUUUAGACAUCCCAAAAAGGUUUCAGUUUCCUUGUGUGGAGCUCAGCUUGUGAAUUUUAAAUCAAAACAAUGUGCUCUGUUUUUCCACAGUGACAAAUUAAAUUAGUGUUUCCCUCAAUCAGACACAUCAUGAUAUAAAUACGGUUCAUGCCAAGCGAAGCAAACAAACUACACAGCUACAUCAACGUGGAAUCUUUGGUGCUUUUAAUAAAAUGAGUUGUCCCUC
Siniperca chuatsi (mandarin fish) is the source of this 4249-nucleotide messenger RNA. It is a transcript of the gene tube1, whose product is annotated as tubulin, epsilon 1. Gene Ontology annotation, molecular function: structural constituent of cytoskeleton; GTP binding. Gene Ontology annotation, biological process: mitotic cell cycle; microtubule cytoskeleton organization. The coding region runs from base 1635 to 3056 and encodes 473 amino acids. The transcript is spliced from 13 exons. NCBI's taxonomy places the organism in Eukaryota, Metazoa, Chordata, Actinopteri, Centrarchiformes, Sinipercidae. Gene Ontology annotation, cellular component: cytoplasm; microtubule. The record is from RefSeq and is a predicted model, not a curated record.